UGGAUUCUCGAGCAUGGGGGCGGGGCCUCGCCCCCGCAGGCGGGAAGGGGGAAGCGCCGGGACUCCCGGUCUGGAAUGAGGCUGGCCUCGGCGGCGGCGGCGGGACCCGGGCCGGCCAUGGCGGUGUGGACCAGGGCCACCAAAGCGGGGCUGGUGGAGCUGCUGCUGCGGGAGCGUUGGGUGCGGGUGGUGGCCGAGCUGAGCGGCGAGAGCUUGAGCCUGACCGGGGACGCGGCGGCGGAGACAGACCCCCCGCUGGGGCCGGCGCUGGCCGCCUUCAACGGCCUCCCCAACGGCGGCAGCGGCGGCGGCGGCGGCGGCAGCGGGGACUCGCUGCCCGGCAGCCCGAGCCGCGGCCUGGGCCCGCCCAGCCCUCCCGGGGCCGCGGCCGGGGGCUCCCCUCCCGUGCGGCGCGUGCGGGUGGUGAAGCAGGAGGCGGGCGGCCUGGGCAUCAGCAUCAAGGGCGGCCGCGAGAACCGGAUGCCGAUCCUCAUCUCCAAGAUCUUCCCCGGGCUGGCGGCCGACCAGAGCCGAGCGCUGCGCCUGGGCGACGCCAUCCUGUCGGUGAACGGGACCGACCUGCGCCAGGCCACCCAUGACCAGGCCGUGCAGGCGCUCAAGAGGGCCGGCAAGGAGGUGCUGCUAGAGGUCAAGUUCAUCCGGGAAGUGACACCAUAUAUCAAGAAGCCAUCGUUGGUAUCCGAUCUGCCCUGGGAAGGGGUCGCCCCCCAGUCGCCAAGCUUUAGUGGCAGUGAGGACUCAGGCUCCCCCAAACACCAGCACAACUCCAAGGACAGGAAGGUCAUCCCUCUCAAAAUGUGCUUUGCCACCAGGAACCUGAGUAUGCCAGAUCUGGAGAACAGAUUGAUAGAACUCCAUUCUCCUGAUAGCAGAAAUACUUUAAUCCUUCGCUGCAAGGACACUGCAACCGCCCACUCGUGGUUCAUAGCAAUCCACACCAACAUCAUGGCUCUCCUCCCACAGGUGUUGGCUGAACUCAACACCAUGCUUGGUGCUACCUGUACAGCAGGAGGCAGCAAGGAGGUCAAACACAUCGCCUGGCUGGCAGAGCAGGCAAAACUAGAUGGAGGAAGGCAGCAGUGGAGACCGGUCCUCAUGGCUGUGACCGAGAAGGACUUACUGCUCUAUGACUACAUGCCAUGGACAAGGGAUGCCUGGGCAUCUCCCUGUCACAGCUACCCUCUCAUCGCUACCCGGUUGGUACACUCAGGCUCGGGAUGUAGGUCACCCUCGCUUGGGUCUGACCUCACUUUUGCUACCAGGACGGGAUCGCGUCAGGGCAUCGAGAUGCACAUGUUCAGGGUCGAGACACAUCGGGACCUGUCGACGUGGACCCGGGUACUUGUGCAAGGUUGUCACACUGCAGCUGAAUUGAUCAAGGAAGUCUCACUAGGUUGCAUAAUGAAUGGCCAAGAAGUAAGACUGACAGUGCAUUAUGAGAAUGGGUUUACAAUUUCCAGAGAAGGAGGAGGCCCUGGCAGUAUAUUAUAUCGAUACCCGUUUGAAAAGUUAAAAAUGUCUGCUGAUGAUGGUAUCAGAACUCUGUACUUGGAUUUUGGUGGUCCUGAGGGAGAACUGACCCUGGAUCUCCACUCCUGCCCCAAGCCGAUUGUUUUUGUGCUGCACACCUUCUUGUCAGCCAAAGUCACCCGCAUGGGCCUGCUGGUGUGAGCCCAAGGCCAGGAACACACCCACCUCAGAAGAAAACAAUUAAGCACAAAAGAAAGCUGCUUCUUUUGCUCUCUCCUCCAGCAUCAGUGCCUUGACAAGGACCUGCGAUCACUGCUAACCCAGAAUUGUUCCAAGAACAUCCAUGGUGACAAGCCACUAUGUUCUCCUUGGAGUCCCCACCUUGUUGGGGAGAGAGAGGCGUGACUUCUAUGACUGUAGAAUGAGGAGCUCUUUCUGUAUGUUCCGUCUUCAUCAUUUGUUUGUGUUUGUAUCUCUCUCCCAUGAUGAGGUGGGAUCGUGAUUCCACUUUCCAAAUAGGAGUGAAUAGUGGAGAGACAUUCCCCUUGUUCCCAAGUCCCCUGGGCUUAGCCUACCACCCAACAUUUGUGCAAGACAAUUCUGCCCAUCCUUUCUUCGCAAACGGGCUGGUGACUCUGUAGCCAUAUCAGGAACUUCCAGGUUUUGGCAGGAGUUUGCCAUCCCCUUCUGGCACAUGAAGCCGCAGCUGCAGGCUCCCCAGGUGUCCCUCUCUCUGUGGUGAUGCUAUUGCUACAUCCCCACCAUUGCCAUCAUCCAAUUUACCAAGUUUGGUCAUUCAAAAGUGUUUAUUUUAUAGCAUCAAACCUGUGAAAUGUCGAUUUAGUUUGCCAUAUGUUUUUAACCAGCACCUAGCAGAAAGAAUAUUGGAGAUCAGGGUAUUAUAAGGAAAUAUCUGUCCAUUUUAGUUUUGGGUUCUGCCUCUCCCCCAAUUAAUAUUUUUGGAAAGAACCAGAGGGUUUUAUGGCAUGAGACUGAUUUUAAAAGAAAAUCUUUAUUUUAUACAGAGCCAUUUUUUAAUGGCUUACCAAAUGUGCCUUUGGUCAAGUUGGGUCAGAUGUAGUUCAGUAUCACAAUCUCCAUUAAAGGAAGGCCAUCCCAGUUUUAAAGAAUGGUUUAUGAAGGUGAGCUGCAUUUUUGGCACCUGGCAAGCUCCUAUAGUGAAGACAAACUUGGAAAAGUUGCCAUCCUGUUUCAGGAUUGAACUUUGGAGGAACCAUCAGCCCAUUUGCACAAAUGCUAUCAGCAAUUCCAUGGGUUCAUCUGAUCCCAAUUCAGGCUCUGCAAUAUAUGGGCUGAUUUAUCACCUGCAAAGUAAUAUGGAAAAAAUUAAUCAUCCCAAGCAAUGUCAAGACUUAGUGUCGCCUCCUAGCCUGACAGAUGCAGUGAGACUCUAGAACAGCCCUUUAGCAUUCUUAAAGUAUUCUUGACAUUACUCCAAAGAAAUGGAACAAACCAGUUUGUUGGAUUUAUGGAAAUCCUUCUCUUACCCUAAUCCUAACAGGACUACAUUUAUGAAAAAUGGGUAAAAACAGAACAUGAAUGUCAUAUGACUUAGAACAGUCAUCCUGAAUGUGAAAGGAAAGCAGCGGCAGAGGCUCACAACCGGUUUGGGUUUUGACUCAGACUGACUUAGCAGAAAUCACUGAUUCUUUCAGAAAGGGCAAUCCAGUCCACCAUUGAAAGAUUUGCUCCUUUCAUCUGGGAAGUGCAAGAGAGGAGACAUUCCAUGAAGGAUCCCAGUAGUGAGCUUUAUUGAAAAGGAUAGGAAGGUGGGCACAUGUGCGGGGCAUGUACAGGCCGGCUCCCUCCCUAGACCAUCACCCCACCCCUAUCUGUGAGCUAGCUCUGCUCCUGCACAAUUUUGACAUGACAGGGACUGGGGAGAUGCUCUUGUUUUCUUGGCUAAGAUCCAUGCAAUUUUUGAAGGCUAGACCCAAGUUAUUUCCCUACUUGUACCACAGAGACACAGAUCUAAAGGAAAAAUAGAGAUAAAAGAAUUUGUCAUUUUCAGAAUCCAUAGAUUCAUCUUAAAACAUAUAGGUUUAAUCUUUUUAAAGAUAUUUUUCCAUCUCAAGUCCAAUUUAGAUACUAAAAAUCUUGGUGGCAUGGGGAUAGGGCAGCCAACAAGACCUAAGAGUGACUUGGAGCUCAGGUCAUACCUUAAAGUAGAAUGCCGUCACAUCUAGCAGCGUGGAGCCAUCACAUCUCUGCACAAUCCAAAUGUCAUUUUGUUGGACUCCUGUUUUCCAAGGUGAAAAGAAGCUUAACUCUGCAGAUUGAAAUUUCCCCAACAAAGUGCUUAGAUUCCUGCUUUGCUGUGGAUAUUUUUAUGUAUUCUUGGGGGGGGUGUGUGUGUGUGUGUGUGUGUGUGUGUGUGUGUUUUGUUUUGUUUUUAAGCCUGAGCCAACAAGAAAAAUAAUCAUGGGAACGUCUGGAAACCACUUUAUUCAUCCUUCUUCACAAGAUGAUUGUGUACAGGGUAAAAUGUAAAUGAGAAUAAGAAAAGCCAUUCCUUGUCCGUCCUUUGCUAAGCUGGGAUCAGAUUGUGGAUUUCAUUUCCCAGUUUGAGCUGCUCAGGCACAAAAGCAUCAGAGGCUGAAGGAUCUUGAUGAAAACUCUGCACCUUGAAACAGAAACGAAACUGAACAGAUUGGAACCCCACCCACAAGCCAGCCACUCUGGGAAGCUCUCAGGGUGUACCUGUGAGACACUCUUGGAGACAUCAAAUACAGGCAACCAAGAUAUGGUGAGAUCCCUAAUCCACAAAUGGAGUGCUUUACGAAGAGACAGCCUGGACAGAUAUCUAAUUUAAUUUCUGAUUAAGCUCACCAAAUAAGGCAGAUUGUUUGAAAAGAAUGCUUUUGAUUUCCUUCUCAUUUUUGAUGAGGAGACUUGUGAAAAUACCUGGUACUCUUCAUGGGUGGAGCUUAAAAGGAACAACUGGGCAGCAGAUACUUCCUGUUCAUACUCCUAUGCAACCAAUUUUUCUUCCAAUCUUCUCCACAUUCAUGUGAUUGAAUUGGUGAGAGAGUCUACUCUUCCUCCCAUAAUCUUUUGUUUCUCUUUUUCCUCCAUUCCAUUCCCCUCACCCUGGCAUCUUAUAAAGAAAAAAUUGAAAGGUAGGAACAACUAUCUUUAUGUAAAAGGAAACCUUUCCUUACAAAAUCAUAAAAUAGAACUCAACCUGAAAAUUAGUUUAAAAUUUAGCAUUAUAUAGAUAAGUGUUUUUCUUUCAUGUAUGUUUAUGCAGUUAUUUAUUAGAAUAAUUAUAAUUGUAAUUAUAUGUAACUGUCCAGUAGACCCCAGAAAUGGGAGCUCAAAUACUGGUUAUGUGCACAUAUUCAGAUUAUUAUUCUAAAGGCCAUUUCAAGUUUUCAAAAGCCAUUUUUGAGCACUUUUUAAACAAGGGAUAUUUUAUUGGUUCAUAUUAUCCGUUUAUAUUAUCUGCACUCUCAAUAACUUUACAAUUCCAAAAACUUGCUGCAUAGGCAGGAAGUAGAGCUAUGGAAUUCCCUGUUUGUUACAUUUCUAUUAAAAAAUUAUACCUUUAAAUAGCAAAUAGUUAAAACUGUUGCUGGCGAUUCAUAUAUCUCUUAAUCUCUGUAAGGUAUAUCCUGGUAGCAAAAUCUUAAAAUCUAAGUUUUGCUAAUUUUUUUUUUUAAAUUAAGAAUCCAGGUGGAGAAUUAAUAAGGUCAUGUUUCUCCUAGAAAAAAUAGCUUAUAAAUGGUUUUCAUUGACAAGGAGAUGUGACAUUUGAGAAAAGGUCUGCUGGAUUUUUUUUUUCCCCCAAAAAACCCUUCAAAUCUUAGGUUAUAAUUUAUAUGCAUGUUAAUUAUAAUAGUAUAUUUCUAAAAAUGAGACAGUCCCUGUUCAUGUUUUUCUUUGAUCUGCAAACUACCUUGUAAGCUGCUAUGCAAAUUAUCUUCAAAUCCCUACCUGCUUAAAGGGUUAAACAUUCUUUAGGCUCUGGGAAAGACAUGUAGACUUACGCACUUUCUCUGUGAUUUUUCUUUUUUUAUCUUAGCUCUGACAAAAGCUGAAUUAUAUUAAUGUCUUAAUUUUUGUAGCUAUAAACUAUUGAUUUUCGAUAACUUUUAAACUGAGCAGUAUAAAUAAAUGUCCAGCGUAUACUUUA
Sarcophilus harrisii (Tasmanian devil) is the source of this 5647-nucleotide messenger RNA. RefSeq names its product syntrophin beta 2 (gene SNTB2). Gene Ontology annotation, cellular component: synapse; dystrophin-associated glycoprotein complex; intracellular anatomical structure. Bases 76 to 1692 code for a protein of 538 amino acids. The transcript is spliced from 7 exons. NCBI's taxonomy places the organism in Eukaryota, Metazoa, Chordata, Mammalia, Dasyuromorphia, Dasyuridae. Gene Ontology annotation, molecular function: protein binding; structural molecule activity. The record is from RefSeq and is a predicted model, not a curated record.